AUGAACCAAGUGAAAACCCGCGUGGUGGACGGUGCCAAUUGUUCCAAGGACCUGAAGUUCAGCGUGGAGCGCAUACUGUCGGACGAAAUUUCCUGGAGGAAAACAGAUGUGCUUAGGCCGUUUCCGGUGCAGUUUUCCACGGUCCGGUGCCCCUGUCCCGGAGGUUGCGUGAGGUGCGAGGCACUUCGGAUAUGCCCUUCGUCCUUCCCUUAUCCUCAGACGGUACCUGGAAACUAUGGGACCAGCAAUCAUGCGAACGGUGACAAUUACGCUAGCAUCUAUCGGCCCGCUCCGCUUCGGCCAGUGCCCAGAGUGCCGAUGUCCUCUGCCCAGGCGCCGGGCAAUCAAUCGGAGUCAAGCACCAGGAGGAAACGAUCCUGGUCCAGAGCCGUUUUCAGUUCUUUGCAGCGCAAGGGAUUGGAACGAAGGUUCUCGUUGCAGAAAUAUAUUACCAAACCCGACAGGCGGCAGCUCGCCGCGACUCUCGGCUUGACCGACGCGCAGGUAAAAGUUUGGUUCCAAAAUAGGCGUAUGAAGUGGCGACACAUGAAAGAGAGCGAGACCGCGGUGCUGAAUCCGAAUUCGCAGAAGGACGUGAGCAGAGCGCCGAUAAAAGAGAGCGCGAAAAGCGCGGCGAUUGAGAAAUCGGAGGACGAGGAGGAUGUCGAGAUCGAAGUCGACGUGUAA
Ceratina calcarata is the source of this 687-nucleotide messenger RNA. Its product is annotated as H2.0-like homeobox protein. The coding region runs from base 1 to 687 and encodes 228 amino acids. The transcript has 4 exons. The record is from RefSeq and is a predicted model, not a curated record. Gene Ontology annotation, biological process: regulation of DNA-templated transcription. Gene Ontology annotation, molecular function: sequence-specific DNA binding; DNA-binding transcription factor activity, RNA polymerase II-specific. Lineage: Eukaryota; Metazoa; Arthropoda; Insecta; Hymenoptera; Apidae.